AUGCCGUCUUCGGAUUACGCCUCCGCUGGCGGCGGCGCUCUCAAGCUCAAAGGUGCCGGCAUCGACAAGAAAAAGAAAAAGAAGAAGCCAAAGACCGCCGAACCCACCGCCGAGGCUUCUACAAAAGUAAAGUCGCGCUCAAAGUCGCCGUCGGGUACACCGCGCCGCUCGAUAUCACCAGACGCAGCCGAGCAAGCCAUCAAGGAGGAUGGCGGGCGAAAGAAAACUGAGGCGGAGAAACGGCACGAGGAGAUGCGGAGGAAGAGACUGGAGGACCGGCUGAAGAAGGAGGGUGUUAAGACGCACAAAGAGAAGGUGGAGGAGCUGAACAAAUACCUGAGUGGUCUGAGCGAGCACCACGACAUGCCGAAAAUCGGACCGGGCUAA
This is a messenger RNA of Didymosphaeria variabile, 387 nucleotides long. RefSeq lists its product as uncharacterized. The record is from RefSeq and is a predicted model, not a curated record. The transcript has a single exon. The coding region runs from base 1 to 387 and encodes 128 amino acids. NCBI's taxonomy places the organism in Eukaryota, Fungi, Ascomycota, Dothideomycetes, Pleosporales, Didymosphaeriaceae. Gene Ontology annotation, cellular component: nucleolus.